AUGGAGGAACCCAAAAAUAAGAAACAAAAGAUAAUAGGUGAAGCUAGAAAAACGAAAGGUGGAAUAUCAUAUAGAUGUGAGCAUAUUAUACCUGAAAAGAAUAGAAGAUGUAAUAUGCAAAGAAAAGCAACUAAUAAAUUCUGCUCAGAACAUCAAAUUUUAGAAACUGAAAAACGAAUACCUUGUCCAUUAGAUCCAAAACAUACAAUAUGGGAAAAAGAUUUGAAAAGUCAUAUGAAAAAAUGUAAUUGGAAACCAAAAGAGGAACAUGAUCCAUGGUUUGAAUUAGAUAAGAAUUGUACUUUACAAAAUAGUGAGGAUUUUAAUUUAGAGAAUGAAGAAACUGAUGAAGAAGUUGAACUACUCAUAAAAUACAUACCAAUAUUACAAGGUAUUAAAUUUGAGCCACUACCGAUUAAGCAAUUGCAGCAUGAUGGAAUGAGCACAAAAUUUGAUGUGAAAUUAAUGCAAAAACAUAUUACCCAACAAUCGUCACUAAUUGAAAAUCUUAAGUCAUUGGAUCUUCUCAAUGCAAAUACAUUUUAUAUGGAGUUUGGAUGUGGAAGGGCUGAACUAUCGAAGUUUGUUCAGCAAUGUAUAGUCUAUGAUCAACCAAAAGACUCAAAGGGAUAUGGUUACGGUUUGAUUGAUCGAGGUGUCAAUCGAUAUAAAUGUGAUAAUCACCUUUUAAAAGAAACAGAUUUAGAGCCGAUUGUUAAAAGAAGUAGAAUGGAUAUAAAGGAUUUAAACUUGGACAAAUUUAUAGAUGAUAAAAGUGUUAAUCAUGUAGUCACUAUUUCAAAACAUUUAUGUGGUGCAGCUACAGAUUUAACGUUAAAACUGAUUUUCAAUUCAAAUGAAACUAAUAGUAAAUUUGAUGGUAUGAUUGUUGCAAUGUGUUGUCGUCAUCUAUGUCAAUUAGAUCAGUUAUUACCCCAAUCUAGAAAAUAUUUACAUGAUCAAGGCUUCAAAACAAUCCAGUCCUUUAAUGUACUAAAGAAAAUGGUUUCAUGGGCUGUCGAUUCUUCAAGGAAGGAAAAUGAUGAGCAUAUUUCAGGUUUGAAUAAGGAUGAACGUAAAGAUCUUGGUUUAAAAGCUAGAAGAUUAAUUGAUGAAAGUAGAGUUUUUGCAAUCCAACAAAUUCUAUCGAAUUCAUAUCAAGUAGAUUUAUUUCAUUACGUUGAUACAUCAAUUACAUUAGAAAACAAUUGUUUGUCAAUUAAAAGAUUAAGUUAA
Molecule: messenger RNA, 1236 nt
Organism: Insectozyma verbasci
Lineage: Eukaryota; Fungi; Ascomycota; Pichiomycetes; Serinales; Debaryomycetaceae
Source: the annotation of a GenBank genome assembly